CUCGCCAUCUCGCGCACGCAUUUUCCUUCUCUCCGUUGCGUUUCUACUCCCUCUCUGCGCCGUCGUCAUCCGUCCGUCUGUCUCACUGUCUCUCUCUCUGGUUUGCCUGCACGCUCCGUGUCGCCGUUUUCUUCUUCUCUCCCUCUCUCACUCUAUCUCGUUCUCUCUCAUAGAGAGUACACACUGGUCACAACAGAGCACAGAAGUCAGUGCAGCCGCGGCGAGCAGCUGACGCGCUUUAAAACACACGAGGCCGAAAGAGAGACAUGUAUUAUGUUCCGCGCGCUCCCAGUAGUGACAGACCGUAAGCACGUGCUUGGAGCGAAAAUACGAAUUUGCGGGUGCGUGCGUUCACCGUUUUGUGCUGGUGUGUGAAGCCGUGGUGAGAGAGACGUACGACGUUGGCAGGAGACGCCGCGGUCGCAACUAGAUAGACGAGGGCGAGUCCUGCCGGCCACCUCCAAGGAGCACGAGAUUACAUGCCCCCGAAGAUCCCCGCAUCGCCGGAGUCGCAGCAGCAGAAUGGAGCUGACAGCCUCGCUACCCUCGACAUCGCUGUUAUUGGCUUUGGUCUUGACUUUACUUUCCAUCCUGCGUCGAUGCGACGCCGUCUCCGAGAGCAUCAAAGGUAGCCGAGAAACUUGUGACAUCGAGGGCGAGGAUUUCACCGUCGAUAAAAUUCCAAAUACAAAGUGCUUCAACUGCAUCUGUAAGAACGGCUUCGUUGAGUGUCUGAAGCAGCAGUGCCCGAGCAUCGAGGGCUGCUACAUGCUCCUGGACCCGAGGAAGGAGGAGUGCUGUCAGAAAUGCAAAGGAUGCGUGAAGAACAACGUUCAUCAUCCUUCUGGAACGGAAUGGACGGAACCUAGCGAUCCCUGCAGGAUAUAUACUUGUAAUGCCGGCGUUAUUACAGAAUCGAAACUACGCUGUUACACUCCUUGUGCUAAUCCAACUCCACCAGCACCGGGACAAUGUUGCCCAACCUGUACAGGAUGCUAUGUGAAUGGACAAAAAGUAACAGAGGAAAGAUCGGUCAUGACAACGGAGGAUCCUUGCGUUACUUGUAGGUGUAAUAUGGGUCGACUGACGUGUGCGAAAAAAGCUUGUCCAGUACUGCAUUGUCCUGUAUCAAGAAUCGUUCAAGAGCCAGGAGAAUGUUGUCCGCGAUGCCCAGGAAGCGGCAAGUACCUGCUGCCACCGAGGGGUGCGUGUAUGCUCGGCACCGUCCUCCACAACUCCGGGACGCAGUUCUACCUGGACGAGUGCACGCGCUGCUCGUGCACGAGCUCGGCGAUCAGCUGCGCGAAGGAGACCUGCCCGGUGCUCGAGUGCAACAGCGAGUAUCAGACAAAGAUCCCGGGCCGCUGCUGUCCCCAGUGUCCCCUGGUCGAGGAGAGCCGGGCCUCGUGCACCUACGCCGGGAAGACUUACGGGGAUGGCGAAACUUGGAAGCUGGAUCCCUGCAAGUCAUGCGCAUGUAAACAGGGAAAGGUGCGCUGUGCCAUGUCCAUGUGUCCUCCUUUAACGACCCCAUGUCCGCCAAAUUCACGGUUAGAACUACCGGAGGGUCAAUGUUGUCCUCGUUGCGUUGAAAGCGAUGGCGUGUGUACGAUAUUUGGUGAUCCACACUAUCGGACCUUCGACGGCAAGUUCUACACGUUUCGUGGCUCCUGCAAGUAUCAAUUGGCCAGUGAUUGUGCGAAUCAUAGUUUCAGUAUACGCGUGACCAAUGAUGCUCGAGCUACGCGUCUGUCUGCCUGGACCAAGACCAUCUCUAUGAAGAUCGGCGAGCUGAAGGUCAAUCUGGGUCAGCGUAUGCGCGUGAAGGUGAACGGAAGGCGGGUCGAGGUGCCCUUUCGCUUAGCUAACAAACUGAACAUCAAUCGCACCCUCGAUAGUAUCCUCGUAACGACGCAUUUGGGAAUUAAAAUUCUCUGGGACGGCAUAAGUUUCCUCGAAGUAUCCGCGCCAACGUAUUACAGGGGAAAGCUAUGCGGCUUGUGCGGCAACUUCAAUUCCAUACCGAAAGACGACCUCAUGAAUCGACGAGGCAAACUCAUGUCCGAUCCUGUGAAUUUUGGUAACUCCUGGGCUGUGGGGGCUAAAAAGAUUUGCUCGAGGACGAAAACUCACGCAUUAAGGCGCGGCUGCAAGCUCAGAAAGGAUCACAGGCUGUGCAACCGACUGCGUUCCUCGAUCUUCGAGUCCUGCCACCGGAAGGUCAACCCGACCAUGUACUACAAGGCCUGUCUGCAGGACAUGUGCGAAUGCCCGAGCGAGCACUGCUACUGCGAGUCCUUCAUGGCUUACGCCCACGACUGUCAGCGUCUCGGCAUCCAACUCCCUCACUGGCGCAAGUCGACCCGUUGCCGGACGGUCUGGGAUACGACGCCCGUCGGCCAGGGGCUGCCACCCGGGUUCAUCCCGGCCCCGCACCAGUCCCCGGCUCGUAGACGCCGCCCCGGCUAGCGACGGACUCCCGCGGCGCGUCCGGCCCGCCGCCGCCGCGACCACUCCACCCCGUUCCUCGUCGACGAGGCCCGGGGGAGCCCGCGAGGAUGGCCACACUCCGCGCGAGGAUAUACUAGUCAUCAGCUUACACUCGAUUCACAAUAAUGAGCACCUUCCAGUAUUUUGGCCGAUGAGCAGGCUCGCGGCUGCAUAGCAUCUACGUACACAACCCAGUCUCAUUGAGAAGGAACACCAGCGUCGAUUACGCAUGCGCGAUUGUUGAAUGUAUUUUCUAUUGCUAUUAAAUGCCUAGGGGCACUACCUAAUUGAUGAAAGCUCGCGCUGUCUCGUUUCUCGUACGACAAUAUGUCCUAAAUGGCAUUUCUCCUAUUAUUAUUUUUACUACAUGCGUAUUACUUACUAGCUGCUGUUAUGGAAUGAAUUGCAUUGUAAAUGGAUUUCUUUCCCGCUGGCAUAUAUAUCGUGAAUAAUCAUUUGUAUAUAAAUAAUUCGUAGUAACGUCCAAUAUAUUUUUCGUUACUUCUCAAUAAUAUUUCUCGCAAUGGCCACUGGGAAACUUAUCUUGCACAAUGCUUUGCACGUGAUACGAUUAUUAUUUGCCGGAUUAAUUGAGCUAAAUCAAAGCCAAUUAUCAAUUACAAAUAAUAUAAUUAAAUUGGCCGAUAAAACGAUGGUCAUAUAU
Ceratosolen solmsi marchali is the source of this 3154-nucleotide messenger RNA. It is a transcript of the gene cv-2, whose product is annotated as crosveinless 2-secreting protein. Gene Ontology annotation, molecular function: BMP binding. Lineage: Eukaryota; Metazoa; Arthropoda; Insecta; Hymenoptera; Agaonidae. Gene Ontology annotation, biological process: positive regulation of BMP signaling pathway. The record is from RefSeq and is a predicted model, not a curated record. Bases 523 to 2469 code for a protein of 648 amino acids. The transcript is spliced from 12 exons. Gene Ontology annotation, cellular component: extracellular region.